AUGCCAGGCAUCCUACCCAUGAAGGUCAUCAAGGUUGGGUCGAGCUCCCAAUCCCGUAUUGCACAGGCCUGUGACAGAUGUCGAAGCAAGAAGAUCAGAUGCGACGGAAUCCGACCCAGUUGUUCGCAAUGUACCAGCGUCGGAUUCGAGUGCAAGACUAGCGACAAGCUGAGCCGUCGCGCCUUCCCUAGAGGAUACACAGAGUCGCUUGAGGAAAGAGUCCGAAGUCUGGAAGCGGAGGUCAGAGAAUUGAAGGAGUUGCUCGACGAAAAGGACGAGAAGAUUGACAUGCUGUCAAAACUGCAUUCGGCCUCUUCACAAUCUGCUUUUCAGAACUCACCGCGGCGGCCGUCAGUCUCACCAGCAGUUCCCUCACCAAACAUAGUCAGCGAAGACGUUUUUCAAGUUCAACAAACUCUCCAGCUCGAUGGCAAUGGCACAAACGCCCACUUUGCCGGCAACUCAAGCGGAAAGGCCUUCUAUGACGCCUUCUCAAAACGAGUUCAGGAGCUUGGCCGAGCAUCGCCAGCCAUCAACGUUCAGAAUCUUCUACCCGGAAGCACUCACAUCCCACCCCGUGACCCCCUCUCAGAUCCCAUCGUCUGGAAGGCCCCUGCCAGACUCGAAUCCGACCAAUUAAUCGGCAUCUUCUUCCAGGAGUGGGCACCAGUCUUCCCUAUUCUGCAUCGUCCCACCUUCCUAGAACUCUACCAGUCUUACAUGUCCGCUCCUGAGAACAUUGUGGACAAUUGGAGCCAUGCUCAGCUCAACCUUGUUUUUGGAAUUGCUGCUUUGUCUAGUGGUUCACGCGACGCAGCGGGACUUCUAUCAUUCGAGACACAAUGGCAGGCAGCUAUCGACACGAUACUAUCGGAUCACAGCAUGCCCACGUUGCAAUGCCUUGUCUUGGCACAGCUAUACUGCAUGCAGCGUGGUGAUUAUGACAGGCUUUUGACUUACAAGGCACUCGCCGUUACUCUUUCUUCUAGAUUGGGUCUGCAUCAGUCACAGAAGCGUUUUGCGUUGGGUGCCUCCACUAGCGAGAUGAGGAAGAAGGUUUUCUGGUCUCUGUACACCAUUGACUGCUUCUCCGCCGUCACUCUAGGUCUUCCCAAACAGCUCAAAGAUGAGGACGUCCACUGCGAGGAGCCUCAUGACGCUGAUGAGGAAUACGUUGACGAGACUGGAUUCAAGGCCCCUUGCCCUGGUGAGUACACUAGAGUGUCUAGUGCUCUUGCACUCUUCCGUGCUGCCCGUAUUCUUUCUCGGGUGUUGGAGGAGAUUUAUCCUGCUCGUUCUUCAUACGAGCUCUCGCUGCAAAAGCUCUCGGCGUUGUCGGAAGAACUCGAUGCGUGGCACAACGCCCUUGCGCCACACUUGCGCCUUCCUUUCGCAAAUGACAAACCGACGACCGGAACUGUCAGCAGCCGUUCUCCAUUGCUGUCGUUAACUUACCACUUCAUUCGUGCUCUGAUUCACCGCCCAGCUGUGUGCGCCUCUCUUGGCCCAAGAGCUUCGUCGUCUGUGCUUGCAGUGGCAGGAUCUUCUAAGCAUAUCAUCCAAAUUAUUGAAUUGCUGAGCGAGAGAGGGCUAAGUUUCUCAUUUUGCAUCAACAAAGAUGAGCUCCUCGUUCUAUCUGGGCUGGGUCUUCUCUUCCAGAGCCUGGAACUCGGAGAGAGCAGCAAGCUUGUCAAGGACAACCAGAAGAUGACUUCAGCUGUUGUCAAAAUCUUGACACAGACCAAGGCACCUUCUGCAACUGAAUUCCAGAAACUCACACCUUCAGUGCCAACACAGCUUACGACAAAACAUCAACAGCCGAGCUUGUCGCGCCACAACUCUGAUGGUGCUGUUCACCCUGUGGGCUUGUCGAACCAUGGAAGUUCUUCUCCGACAGAAAAGAAUCGAUUCAAGGCAGCAGCUCAGAAACUCAUGGCCAAGAACCCUUUCGAUCGCCAUGACCAAAGAAGAGCAACCUUCCCCAACAUCUCACUGCACCACGAUGCGAUCCAGACUCAGAGCCAGCCCAACAUACCCCAGGUCGCGACUUCUGAACCCGCAUACAGCCCCGCCAAUCCUUCCCCCGCACCACUACCCGCGUCCGCCCGACCUUCAGCGCCACCAAACCUUAGACCAGUUCGAUCCCUCCCUCAGCAGCAGCUCAACCUGGACUAUCUCUCGUUCAGCAACGUUCCUACCCGUACGCACUCACCUGAUACCCAUGCAUCCAUCAAGCAGGAGCCCUCGGACUGGGAACGUCUACUCGGUUCGCUGGACAACGGACAGACCAAUAUUUUCGACAACAUCUAUGGCGGACCACCUGUUGACUUUCUUGACGCCCACAACCACCAAAAUGUCAAGCACAUGACGCCCAUGGCUACAAGCUUACCCAACCCGGCUCCCCAGUGGCACCACUCACCCCCUGAUGUCUGGGCUGUCACAAACUCCGACAUCAAUACUAUGACCUGCAGCAUGGCUGGUACUAUCGCGCAUCCCGAAAGUGUCUUCAGCAUUGGUACCGACGACGAUGGCACUGCUACUGGCGAUGAGCUUUUUGGCAACGAUUGGGGCAGCGCCAGCAGCACCAACGGCGAAGCCUACCAUGCAGGCAUAGUCAUGCCAAACAUGACUCCCGACGAGCACAGCAUAUUGAACAGCAUGUGGAGCGAGAGCACCGCUGUUCUUCAAGCCUCUUGA
Molecule: messenger RNA, 2697 nt
Organism: Aureobasidium melanogenum CBS 110374
Lineage: Eukaryota; Fungi; Ascomycota; Dothideomycetes; Dothideales; Saccotheciaceae
Exons: 6
Coding region: 1-2697 (898 amino acids)
Biological process (GO): regulation of DNA-templated transcription; DNA-templated transcription
Molecular function (GO): DNA binding; zinc ion binding; DNA-binding transcription factor activity, RNA polymerase II-specific
Source: RefSeq, a predicted model, not a curated record